UGUCCUACAUAAUAAUGUACCAACGUGGUCAACUAGAUUGUGAUUCAAUUAGAUAUCACAACUGUACAGAAUAUAAUUUUACAGAUUGAACUAAUCAAACAUUCCAUUCCAAUAAAGAUCUGAAACUCCUACAUUUUUUAAGUCAAAAAAUUUCUCAAAUUUGAUUCAAAAAAAUGGAAGAACAAGAAAACGGGGAAAUUAAGGCUUUAAUUAAGGUAUGGUUUAAGGUAUUAAUCUCUUUCAUUUAUACUUAUUUCAUAGUUUCAAAGCUUCCAAAAGGUAAAAUCAGAUUAAUUUCCUUAUUACCAGUUUUCUCUGUUUUUACUAUUCUCCCAUAUUCUUUAUCUACCCCAACAACAGCAGGAUUAACCGGUUUUUUCAUUACUUGGCUUGCUAAUUUCAAGUUAAUCCUAUUUUCCUUUAAUCUUGGUCCAUUAACCCAUGAUUUACCAUCUAAAUCUUUCUUUAAUUUCAUCUUAAUUGCUGCUUUUCCUAUCAAGAUUAAGAAGAUUGGAAAAGACCCUUUUACCCCUACUCAAAAAUUACCACUUAGUUUGCCGUUGAAGGUUUUGAUUUAUUCAUUGAUUAUUAUCGCGGGGUAUUUUAGUAAUUACAACAAGAGUUUGCACCCUAAUGUUCUUUUAGGGGUUUAUUGUUGUAUAGUGUACUUAAAUUUGGAGAUUGUUAUGGGUGUUUGUAAUAAAAUUGUGGGGUCCAUCCUAGGGUUGGAGCUAUCUCCACCGUUCGAUGAGCCUUACUUAUCGACAUCGUUGCAAGAUUUUUGGGGUCGAAGAUGGAACCUUAUGGUAUCAGAUGUACUACGUUACACUGUAUAUUUUCCAGUAAGGGCAUUUUGGGAAAAUCAUAUCGGGAAGAGGUGGGCCCAAGUAGUGGCUACUAUGGCUGCUUUUGUGGUGUCUGGGUUGAUGCAUGAGUUAUUGUUCUUCUAUAUUACACGUGCGAGUCCCACGUGGGAAGUCACGUGCUUCUUCUUGCUUCAUGGGCUAUGCUUGGUUAUUGAGAUUGGGCUGAAAAGAGGAUUGGGCUUUGGAGAGUUACAUUGGGCCUUAGCUGGUCCAUUAACUGUUGGGUUUGUGAUGGUAACUGGGUUUUGGUUGUUCUUUCCACAAUUUGUAAGGAACAAAAUUGAUGUUAGAUCUCUUGAGGAAGUCAAUGCUGUUUGUAGAUUUCUCAAAGGAAUGUUACCAUAAGCUUAAAUUAAUUAUUAUAUUUUUUUUGAGAAAUGUUAGCUUAAUUGUUUUUGGUAUUGAAAUUACAAUUUAUUUGUGGUUUAUUUUUAUAAUCUAAUCUAAGAGUGAAAUUUGCUCUUUAUAAUUUCCCCAGAUGUUUUCUCUAAUUACCUAACACUAAAAGAG
Molecule: messenger RNA, 1376 nt
Organism: Chenopodium quinoa (quinoa)
Lineage: Eukaryota; Viridiplantae; Streptophyta; Magnoliopsida; Caryophyllales; Amaranthaceae
Product: probable long-chain-alcohol O-fatty-acyltransferase 5
Exons: 1
Coding region: 174-1211 (345 amino acids)
Biological process (GO): lipid metabolic process
Source: RefSeq, a predicted model, not a curated record